Molecule: messenger RNA, 2898 nt
Organism: Diachasma alloeum
Lineage: Eukaryota; Metazoa; Arthropoda; Insecta; Hymenoptera; Braconidae
Gene: Atf3
Product: activating transcription factor 3
Exons: 4
Coding region: 391-1209 (272 amino acids)
Biological process (GO): regulation of transcription by RNA polymerase II
Cellular component (GO): nucleus
Molecular function (GO): DNA-binding transcription factor activity, RNA polymerase II-specific; RNA polymerase II cis-regulatory region sequence-specific DNA binding
Source: RefSeq, a predicted model, not a curated record
AGACAGCGAGAGUUUCGUUAUAUCUGUCUCAAUCUUUCAUUUGAUACACGACACGCAGACACGACAAGUGGUUUUUCGGAGCUUUUCGUACAAUUUCAAAACAAGUGCCGUCGAUGUUUGCUCUCACCGACCAGUGAUAAUUCGUCCUGAUCAUUGAAAUAUGCUGAAAGAACCCAUUGGAUAAUUGAACGUGCAAAUGAAUAACACACGUGCUUUGUGAAACGUACUCCGACUUGCAUACAAUUUACUCAGCGAUUGCUCCGAAGUGAUAAAGAUUAACCGCAAAUUGAUAAACUGGACUAUUUACUUUUUUCUCAUUCUCAAGGAGAGAAGGACCCGUGCUCUUAAUCACAAGCCGCUGAAAUAAUUGUUCAAUGUUAAGCAUUGAUCAUGUACAAUCUAAACGUGAACGUGAAUCCUAGUCCAACGGCUGCCGCGGGUCUACUCGGCGUUGCGGCGGCCGAGGUCACGCCGAGGACACCGGAGAUUGUAAAUUCAUUAAUUGCAAUGACAAAUCCCUUCGAGGGUUUUGCCGGUGAAAAAAGUCGAGAGAGGACGGACUCGACUAGCAGCGGGGGUGAGACAAGCCCGCCUAGUGUGCAGCAUACUUGCAGUCAGUUGAUAAAAGAAGGACUCAAGUUAACGCUGCAGACGAAAAGGCGAGCGCACGGCAGCGGUGAUGAGGGGAAAAAGAAGUCGAGGAAGGAGGACAAUAGUGCUGAUGAUGAGGAGGACGAUGAUUCUAGUAACCACAACUUUAGAGCUGGGUUGACACCGGAAGACGAAGAAAGACGCAGAAGACGAAGAGAGCGCAACAAAAUAGCAGCGACAAAGUGCAGAUUAAAAAAGCGUGAAAAAACAGUGAUUCUGGUGCAGGAAUCGGAAACCCUAGAGUCUCAGAAUCAUGACUUAAAAUCCCAGAUCCAAGAGCUGGAGACCCAGAGAAGAAGACUCGUGGACAUGUUGAGCCUCCACACCCCGACAUGUCUCAAACAAGGUGUGAAUAACGACACGUCCUGUCAGCAGUUCAACGAUCCCCUUUACAUCCACAAUUACCAGGAUAAUUAUCCACCACCGGCGCUGAAUCAGCCCCAGAAUUGUGUUACUGACUAUCCGGUAAAAGUCGAGAGUUACGAGACAUCGGGACAGGAUUAUUAUAGAGAGGACAGCCCGUUUGUUCCCACCUCGGACGCCGGAUGUACAGCUUAGUCUAUGUUAAUAUUCGUUUUUUUUUCUUUUUCAAAUUAAGUCUCUGCAAUCUCUCGAAAUUAAUGAUAUCUCUCCGUGACAUCGUCAAUUCCAUCAAUAACAUUGAUAAAACUGCAGAGAAAAUGACUAUGCAUUCCAUGAGAAAGUUGACAGAUUCGAAAUGAUAAAAUCGUUCAAGUGAAUAUCAGUGCCUUCCGUUCAUAAACGUCCACAACAGAUUGAAAUUAAGUUUCAAGUCGCGAAAAUUGUGUGCUCUCUCUCUCUAUUCCUGAGACAAUUCUUUUCUUUUUUCAAUCACGCCAUCUUUUCAUUUAUCUCUUUUGCCUUUUUAUUUUAGUUGUAAAGCCAAUAUGAAAGACAUUCCUCUCGUUAAUAAUCCUACUGAGACAUUCUUCUCUAACCCGAAAUCCGAGAAAAACAAUGAAAUAUAAUUGUCGAUUCUUAAUCACGAGUGUUGACUGUCAGUUGCGUCGAGUACAAGUGCAGGACACGUGCUCAUAAUGAGUUUUUUCAUCUAAAAAAAAUCAGUUAUCGAAUGAAAAUUAAUUUUCGCCCACUCCUUUAUCGAAACAGUACGUAGGGGAGGAUGGAACAGAAUGGAACAUUUCCAUAUUGUCCCACUCUCCCUUAAUAAACGAAGUUAACCACAAAGUUAUUAACACUUAUGCCAUGGUGCUUUAAAACAGAUGAUACCUAUUAUACUGAUAAGUACAUCAUAGAUAUUUAAUGAUUAUUAAGUACAUUUUAUACGCAAAGUAUCUUUAACGAGUUUUAAGUAUAAAACGUUCAACGUUACUAAGGUUUACACGCUUAAUAUGAAUGUAUUUUUUAAGAGAAAAUUUUUAUUGCAUUACCUAACAAUAUACCUCAGAUGUAAUGCGCGGGUUAUACCAAGGUAUCCAGAAAUUACUCCACGACCGAUUAAUUUUCCCCAAUUAUUUUUUCAAAUUGAAUUUUGAGAGGAUUCAUUGGUCGUCGAAUCAAUAACUGAGAUUGUGCGUUUCCAUAAUUAACAAACGUUAAUUAUUAUUUUUUGUUGGUAAAACGCACGGUGAUUUUUUUGCGUAUUCAUGAUUAAAGAAUUCAAUAAUAAAAUGCUUAAGGCCAUGAAGGGAAGGCCAGCUGCUUUUGUUACGGAAUGUUGUCGGAGUAUUUCAAAAUCGUGCGCUCUUCCACGUUCGUUCUCUUCCGAGUCUUGAAAUUAUUUUGAGAGGAAAACAGAAAUUCAUUUGAAUUGAUGACUGUGUAUUGGCCACAGCGUUCUUCAGCAAUUUGACAAUUGAAGAAUGAUUGAAUGACAAGAAUUUCUUGUCAAAGACCAAAACAAUCGUCGUCAAUUCAAAAUGCAAUGCUUCAACGGUCGAAAAACCUCGACUGAAGAAUGAAGCAAUUGAACGAAUGAUAAUGCGCAUGAUUUUGCAUCAAGUCAAAUGGAUAAAAAACAAAGUGCUUCUUUGUAGCUCUAACAGUCUGCCAUAUGCAUCAAUUCUCAAGAUAUUGAUGCAAAAUAUUCUCGAUUGUUCAAUGUCAAAUGUGCAUUUUUUUUUAUUGACGAUUUCAAAAUGAUCCAUUGGAUCUACGAACGUGAUUUUUCACCAUUAAAGUGCCUUAAAUAUUACAGAUUUUGUUAUGAUUAUAUAACACAUGUGAAAAAACAGAAUGAAAUAAAACUCAACUGCAAUGUCGAAA